This is a messenger RNA of Cavia porcellus (domestic guinea pig), 1166 nucleotides long. RefSeq names its product LIM domain only 1 (gene Lmo1). Lineage: Eukaryota; Metazoa; Chordata; Mammalia; Rodentia; Caviidae. Gene Ontology annotation, molecular function: transcription coactivator activity; DNA-binding transcription factor binding. Bases 388 to 858 code for a protein of 156 amino acids. The transcript has 5 exons. Gene Ontology annotation, cellular component: nucleus. The record is from RefSeq and is a predicted model, not a curated record. Gene Ontology annotation, biological process: positive regulation of transcription by RNA polymerase II.
GUCCGUCCGCCCGGGGCGCGGAGCCCUCGCUGGGCCGGAGGGAGCAGCGCCGGCGGGUGGCGCGGGAGUCGGAGCCGCGCGCCCCUCUGCGUCCUGGGCCGGCGCCCGGCCGGAGCGCCGGGGCACCAUGGUGUUGGAGCAGGAGCACGUUCGUAGUUCCUUGCAAUUCUGAGGCACAAAAGUAGGUGAGACUGCUUUUGUAUCUGCGAAGUGCUUCACUCCUGAAUGUAAUUCUAGCUGAGUGCAAUCUAGGUUAAGAGCCGGACAAGCGGGUAAUUAGAGCCCGCUCGCUGCCUGCCCGAGGACCGACCGCCCCGCCAAGCGCGCCCCGAGUCGGCGCCCUUCUCCCGGCCGAGCCGAGCUGCGGCUGGACACGGAGCGCCCGAGAUGAUGGUGCUGGACAAGGAGGACGGUGUGCCGAUGCUCUCCGUCCAACCCAAAGGGAAGCAGAAGGGCUGUGCAGGCUGUAACCGCAAGAUCAAGGACCGCUACCUGCUAAAGGCCCUGGACAAGUACUGGCAUGAGGACUGCCUCAAGUGUGCCUGCUGUGAUUGCCGCCUGGGCGAGGUGGGCUCCACCCUCUACACCAAGGCCAACCUCAUCCUCUGCCGGCGCGACUACCUGAGGCUCUUUGGCACCACAGGAAACUGUGCUGCCUGCAGCAAGCUGAUCCCAGCCUUUGAGAUGGUGAUGAGGGCCCGGGACAAUGUGUAUCACCUCGACUGCUUCGCCUGCCAGCUCUGCAACCAGAGAUUUUGUGUGGGAGACAAAUUCUUCCUGAAGAACAACAUGAUCUUGUGUCAGAUGGACUAUGAGGAGGGGCAGCUCAACGGCACCUUUGAAUCCCAGGUUCAGUAACACCCGGCGCCCGGCCUCCAGGCCCAUCCAUCCUUCUGCCCGCCUGCCCACCCUCCUAGCAGGCCAGCCAGACCCUCUGCCGCCACCGGCUAGCCAGCUGGCUGUCCUGCCGAAUCCGAACUUCUCCAUCUUGGAUGGGAGGACGGCCUUUCCUCUACUGCUGCCACCCCUCUGUGUGUGACCCCUCCUGGGGCCGGGCUGGGCCUGUACAGUCUGUCUUCUGUAUAUAAAUGGGAACAUUUAUUUUAUGAGAAAUGUAAUGCGAUUUUAUUACUGGCGUGGAUUAAACUUAUGAAUGUUUCCGGGGA